AUGACCCGAGUCAGAUCACUCGCAAGACGCAGCGGAGAAGAGGAAUCCUCGGAAGAGCAAAAGCAACCAUUUGUUGAGCAAUCCACACACGAAGAUGAAGAAGAACAGGGUCAAGAUUUUGACAAGGCGAGCGCGACGCGAUAUGGGUGCAUUGCCGCUUUAUUCGUCGGUGUGAUUCUCUCGCUUGUUUGUUUGAUUUCUGGCAUUUAUCUCCUCAUAACGAAUAAGGCAAAGCUUGGCGCUUCAAUUUCAAUCUCCGAUACGAGUCGCGAGGUUAUCUCACUGGUGAUCAACGUUAUCUUGGCACUCUGUACUGAUGGUAUGAUGUUUAUGCAUUCUGUCUCGUUGCGCUGGGCAUUGUAUCGCGAAAGACGUCUGGAGUUCAACACCAACGUUCGCCUUUUCACCAGCGCCAGAGUAUUUGGGCCGAACAGCUGGUACAUCAACCUAGUAGCACUGAGCUGCCUGAUCCUGUCAUAUGCGUCCACAUCCGUUCUUUUUUUGUCCGACGAAGCCGUUCUAUCGUCUGCGUACGAACAGCAGGAAUCUUCCAAGGACCCAGUUUUGGUCAACGCUACGGCUUUAGUCGCUCUAGGUAUAGGUCUGGCUGGCCAGGCUGUUGUCGCUACGUGGUGUUUUGUAUCCAGCAAAAGGUUGAUUCCAACAUGGAGUGCCAAUCCUCUCAAUACCGCAUUGGCAGCGAUCCAGAAAGGUGACAUUUCUCACCGUCCCGGGAGAUGUAUGCUAUCAGUGCACCAGCGAAAAAUGCAAAGCCAAGAGACAUAUCCUUUGGAAAAGCAAGGAAAUAUGCUCCGUGGAAAGAACCUGGUGCGAUACAUUCUUGUUUUGCUUUGGUCUCUCGCACUUCUAGCCAUUGCGUGGCCAAUCACUAUCGCUGCUCUUUCCAAGUCUAUCGGUAACGCUAGUGCUGCUGGCCAAGCAUCCGAAGCUUUAUGCUGGAAGCUCGGAUUCAAAUGGGAUCAGAGUAGCUUGGCCUGCUCUCGGAACUAUGUGACAUUGUCAUUUUCCCCUUACGCCAAUGACCAUAAGCCCAACUCGGCAAUCUUCUCUUACGGCACUGAGGCCGUCCUUUGUGUCCUCUUUGUCUGUCUUAUCCAGGGUGUUCAGACUAUUGCACUGCACUGUCUGGAACUACUAGUCAAUUUGUCUAGAGAUGAAGGGAUAUGGCGACAGGCUCAUCGGGAUGAAACAAAAAACGCUCCUGGAACACAGUUGGUCACGAAUCCGUUUCGCGCAGCUGUAUUAAGUUGGGAAAACGUGUUUCUGUUCAUAUCAAAGGCUCUGAUGCAUUGGAUAAUUGGCCAAAGCCUGAUUCCAUCUGUUGUUGUUGAAGAUUCCAAGAGCUUUGAAGACUCCAGGAGCUUUGAAUCCAUCGCUUAUACUUCUGUUGAAAACCUGACCAGUCUCUCGUUGAAAAAUGGUUUCCAAUUUGAUAUGGUCUACUCGCGGUUGAUCAUUUAUGCCAUAUUAUCCAUUAUUGUGGCCACUGUGGCGACCUUUCUGGCCCUUAGGAGACCGAAGGGCUGUCAGCCUGCCGCGUUGGGCCACCUGCAGACUCUUGCGGAUCUUGUCGACGAUUGGAAGACAAAUGGCGAUGGCCGGAUUUGGUGGGGAGAUAAGACCUCGCAAGAUGGUGAUCAAGUGCGGCAUGCUGGAACAUGCCGUGAGAAAUCGAUGGUUGGACCGAUACUAUGUACUGCGAAAUAUGCCGGUAGAUGA
Penicillium cosmopolitanum is the source of this 1740-nucleotide messenger RNA. RefSeq lists its product as uncharacterized. The coding region runs from base 1 to 1740 and encodes 579 amino acids. The transcript has a single exon. Lineage: Eukaryota; Fungi; Ascomycota; Eurotiomycetes; Eurotiales; Aspergillaceae. The record is from RefSeq and is a predicted model, not a curated record.